AUGCAGGGACGUUUCCAUCCCUAUGAGCAUAACAUGAAUUUGGCGCUGUGUGCUUUCCCUGUGAGAGUUAUGCAUCAGUUGGGAGUGAAGCGGAUGGUGGUCUCAAAUGCCGCUGGAGGAGUCAAUCCGAAGUUCAAGUAUGGAGACCUUAUGCUCAUUAAGGACCACAUCUUUCUACCAGGUCUGGCUGGGUUUUCACCUCUUGUAGGCUUGAAUGACGGCCGCUUCGGAGCACGUUUCGUCUCCGUUCAUGAUGCCUACGACAAGUCUUUGAGGAAGCUUGCAAAGGAUAUUGCUAGAAGACAAGGAAUCCUACUACAUGAAGGAGUUUACUGUAUGUCUGGAGGUCCACAGUACGAAUCUCCUGCUGAGGUGAUGAUGUUCAAAACGGUGGGAGCAGACGCGUUGGGUAUGUCCACUUGCCACGAGGUGACAGUGGCGACGCAGUGUGGCAUCAAGGUUCUUGGCUUCUCGCUCAUCACAAAUAUCGCCAAUACCGACGUUGACAAUGCCGUACUUGUAUCCCAUGCGGAGGUGCUGCAAACGGCAAAGGAAGCUGGCGAUCGAGCCUCAAAAUUCGUCAAGGAGAUCAUCAAGCAUUUCCCUACGGAUUCUUCCUAG
Messenger RNA from Ostertagia ostertagi, 621 nucleotides. The record is from the annotation of a GenBank genome assembly. NCBI's taxonomy places the organism in Eukaryota, Metazoa, Nematoda, Chromadorea, Rhabditida, Trichostrongylidae.